CGCACACAAGUGGUCUGUCUGCGAGUCAUUCAGUCUAUCAUCACUCACUCCAUAGCGCUCUGAUGGUCAGUCACCUCACCCGUGCCUGUUGAGCAGCUUGGUGAACUGGUCAAACAGAUCCUUGUUAGACUCACCUGCACACACACACACACACACAGAGGCAGAAGACCGUCAUGCACAGCGGACGGACGGACGCUCACCAAAGAGCUGCUCGGCAGUCGCGAGGGUCUCUUCCCUGGAGCAAGGAACACAACACAACACAUCACGAUAGAUGUGUCCGUCAGUCCGUCCAUUGGGCUGAUGGGCUCAAGACACAUGCCCACACCCACACCCCAGGGCACCGCACCCACCGUGUCUGUGUGUGGUUGUUGAGCCGUUUGAUAGCCGUGAGGAACUGGUUGAAGUGCUCAUAGGUCAUGCGGGCGCGCGCAUCCCUGGUCAGUCAGUACAGGCAACAACACACACACCUAUCAACCAACACCAAAUGUACCAGAUAGGUGCGUCGACGACCUGAAGAACUGUUUGCCGUCGACGAGGGAGCCGCCGCCAGUGGCAGCGCCCAGGAAGCUGAUCGAUUUUGGACAGAAGCGAUGGAAUAUGGCUGUUCUCUCUCGUGUGUGUGGGUGGGGUGGGGGGGGGUCUUACUCGCCGCCCGCCCCCUCGGUCCUCAGCUGAGCCCCCGCUGAGUGCACACCCACACACACCCACACACACAGAUACAGGUGGACGGACGGCUGGUUGGAUCUGAUUGAUGCGCAUGUCUGUCUGGUGUGCGUGUAGUGUGUGUGUAGGUCACGUACGCUGUGCGGGCGAUGACUUGCUCAUCUCCACGCUACUGAUUGCAAUCAACACAACAGACAGACAGACAGACAGACAGAGGGAAUCUUUGACAGGCAGGCAGGCAGGUUGCCAUCCCUCCACCACUCCCUCCCUCCCUCCCUCCCUCGCCGCACGGACCGUGUGCCCUCGCCCCCUCCACGCAUCUCUGCACGGCACACAGAGAAACAAGACAACAAGAGACAGACAGACAUACACACACACAGCACAGUGUGUAUCCACCGACGCACUCUUUGCACGUCAUCCGGCCGACGGAUGGCGAGUUGUGUCCAGUGCUGUCUGUCUGUCUGUCCGGCCCACCCCACCCCACUCACCGCUCAUGGUGAGUGGCGCGGCCAUGUCCAGAUGGUGGUCCUCACCAUAGUACUCCUGCACAAUCACAAUCACAAUCACAAUCACAAUCACACGUGUGAGGAUGAGAUAGAUAACUGAUGUGACGGUUGGGUUGAGUUGACAAGUCGGGAGAAGGGUCGGUCUGUGUCGUGUCGUGUCGUCUUUCUUGCCUUGCUGAGUAUGGCCUCAGUCUGUAUGGUGUUGUCAUCCUGCAGCGACGUCAGCACGGCCUUGCGCAGACUCUCAAGACGCUGGAUGUCACGGUGCAACUACAACAUAACACAACACAACCACACAUCAACAGGCACACACACCAACAGGCACACACACGCGGCCGCACACACACGUAUGGUUGGAUGCACUGCAGUGCAUUGGAUACCGACCGCACCUUCUUGAUGGUGGCGACAAGGUGUUUGUUCUCCUCGGUCAUGGCGUCGCACCGCUGCCUGGUCUCCAGCAGCUCCACCUCCAGCAUGCUGUUCUUCUUCUGCAACGCACUGAUCUGAACCACACACACACACACACACACACACACACAGCGCAGCCCAGCCACAUGAAGUGACGAUUGAUUCGUGAAGGUGGGUGGGAUGGGGUGGCCACCCCUAGCUGACCGCGCCGGCCUUCUCGUCGACGAGUCCCUUGAGGUUCCUGAGUUCGUUGUCCAGGUUCUGCACCCGGCUCUUGUACGCAUUCGAUAUGAUGCGGAAACCCAAAGCCAGCUGCUCUGCGCACGCACACACACACGCACACACGCACACACACAUACCAAGACACAGUAUACUUGCCACCAUUUUAAUUGCCGUGCGGCAGCGGUGCUGUGCCCUCGCUGACCUUCGGGGUCUGCCGGCAGCAUGUUCAUCACAUCCCGGUUCUGCGCAGCCAUCCUGUCUGCCUGAGGCUCCCUCUCUCUCCUUCCCUCUACGGGCGCAUGCGACAGAGCUCUGCCCCUCAGACGACAGACACCAGAACGACAGCAG
This is a messenger RNA of Vitrella brassicaformis, 2147 nucleotides long. NCBI's taxonomy places the organism in Eukaryota, Vitrellaceae. The record is from the annotation of a GenBank genome assembly.